Molecule: messenger RNA, 1716 nt
Organism: Galeopterus variegatus (Sunda flying lemur)
Lineage: Eukaryota; Metazoa; Chordata; Mammalia; Dermoptera; Cynocephalidae
Gene: TLCD3B
Product: family with sequence similarity 57, member B
Exons: 5
Coding region: 141-968 (275 amino acids)
Biological process (GO): ceramide biosynthetic process; lipid homeostasis
Cellular component (GO): endoplasmic reticulum; membrane
Molecular function (GO): sphingosine N-acyltransferase activity
Source: RefSeq, a predicted model, not a curated record
CCCUGUCCCCUUUGUGCCCCUUCUCCCUUUUCCUCUCUCCUCCCCUGGCUUGGAGUCCCUUCUCACCUCUAACUCCCUUCGGCUCGGCCUCCCUGUCCCUUCACGGCCCGCUGGUCUCCCUGCCCGAGUCCUGAGCCACCAUGCUGACCCCAAUGGUGGCUGGGGGGGUGGUGUUCCCCGGACUCUUCCUCCUCUCCAAGAACACGCUCCAGCGGCUGCCCCAGCUGCGCUGGGAGGAGGCCGACGCGGUCAUUGUCUCAGCCAGGCUAGUGUCCUCUGUCCAAGCCAUCAUGGCCUCCACGGCAGGCUACAUCGUUUCCACCUCCUGCAAGCACAUCAUUGACGAUCAACACUGGCUCUCCUCUGCCUACACGCAGUUUGCAGUGCCCUACUUCAUCUAUGACAUUUACGCCAUGUUCCUCUGUCACUGGCACAAGCACCAGGUCAAAGGGCACGGAGGGGAUGAUGGGGCCGCCAGAACCCAGGGCAGCACGUGGGCCGUGGCGCGCGGCUACCUGCACAAGGAGUUCCUCAUGGUGCUCCACCAUGCUGUCAUGGUGCUGGUGUGUUUCCCGCUCUCGGUGGUGUGGCGACAGGGCAAAGGGGAUUUCUUUCUGGGCUGCAUGUUGAUGGCAGAGGUCAGCACCCCGUUCGUCUGCCUUGGCAAGAUCCUCAUCCAGUACAAGCGGCAGCACACGCUGCUGCACAAGGUGAAUGGGGCCCUGAUGCUGCUCAGCUUCCUGUGCUGCCGGGUGCUGCUCUUCCCCUACCUGUACUGGGCCUAUGGGCAGCACGCGGGCCUGCCACUGCUCGCCGUGCCCCUGGCCAUCCCGGCCCACGUCAACCUGGGCGCCGCGCUGCUGCUCGCCCCACAGCUCUACUGGUUCUUCCUCAUCUGCCGCGGGGCCUGCCGCCUCUUCCGGCCCCGGGCCUCCUCACCGCCCUCACCCUGUCAGACCCAGGACUGAGGGCGGCGCCUGGGACCUCCCCAUCCCCACCCCGCAGGGACCUGUCCCUGGGACUGAUGGGGCAGUUGGAAGCCAGAGGCCUCUUGCCUGGACAGCCCCAGGACUGACAGAUGGACUCAGAAGGGGGAGGGGGCACCUUCCCUUGGGCUGAGGAUGGGGAUCAGGUGACAGGAAGGCAGGGAGGGGGGAACCCCUUUUCCCCACAGUGUCCCUUCUUGCACGCGCUGUGCUGGAGAAGUGAAGGAAAGAAGGAGGGGCCACUUCCCACCCGCUUAGGGCUGAGGGCUUGUGGGGAGAUGGUGGGGGACUCACGGGGACCAGGAGUGAUAGAACGUGGGGGAGGCCCCGCUGCCAAGGACAUCCAGCCCCUCUGCUGCAGACCCCUCUGUCUUGGGGAGGGAAAGGACAACUAACCAAACCUCGUGGGCCUCAGAAGGGGCCAGUUGUCCCCCGCAGCUCCUCUCCAGGGGAGGCCAGACUGAAGAAUCUUAUUUAUUCAUUUGCCCAAAUUCAAACUAGUUUGUGGGGCACGGGGAGGUGGCUGCUACCCCCCAGCCUUCCCAGUGCUGAGCACCCCUGGGGCAAGGGGAUGCCCUAUCCCUCCCCGUUAGGCCGCACAUCUUGCCCUCGGGCCCUGGCAUGUCCCUGGUGCUACAGACCUCUCCAGGCUUCCUCCAGUCUGGGUUGGGGGACCCUGGGAGGUGCUUUACAGACCGCUAAUAAAGACGAUCUGCCUGAAUGCCACCAA